AUGUCCCAACACGACAUCUUCACGCGCAUCCGACUGCUUGGAGUAUUCUCUCUGGCUGCCCUUUUUGGCGGCGGCCUGAUCUUGGUUCUUGCUGGCCUCACCGCUUUCCUCCCUCCCACGCCUGCAGACAUCCAAGAAGUGGAAUCACCUCUCAUCGACGGCUCCCAGCGCGUGUUUCUUGUUUUUGCUCAUCUCAGUAUUCGCGUUUGGUUCGCCACCCUCGCUGUUAGCUGUGCACUUCUUUGGUAUGGGUUCCAUCAAGCAUACGUCCACCUGUCCGCCUGCCGGUGCGGUAACACAUCGACGAGGGGGCCUGGACUCGACGAUAACCGACACGCCGAUUCGAUCGCCCGAACACCGAUGCUACUCAUCGUGCGAUACCUAUUUCCAAUACUGUGUAUUGUUGCUGCCGUCGGAUACGAGUUUGGCCUUGUCCAAAUUGAUGUUUUCGUCAACAGUGUCAUCGACAGGGGGAUGUUGAAGUUCUCUCUGCCCCCGCCACUUGGGUCUAAUGAUACCGUCAUAAGCCCCUGGACUCCAGAUGGGGCGUGGACUUUUGAAGACCAACUUUACUUCCAUGAAAUGGAUCCGGUGCAAGAACCAGGAGAACCCCCGUCAGCUGUCGUGGUGUCCGGUGUAUUGGAUUGCCAAAGUGUUUUGCGCCCUUUGGCCCUGGAUAUGGGAGUACUCACCACACGCGAAAUCGUCAUGGUUGCCAAUCUGACAAACGACGACGGGUCUUUCGAGAUGACGCGGGAUCAUAAUGGCUGGAUGCGGACGCGUACUUCAAACAAGGACUGGUUCGAUGAAGAAACGAGCCAGGAUCGCGCUGUUGUCGACUACCGCAUUGUGGAGCCGGGCAAGGUCCAGAUUCAGUGGGCGCGAGACGGACCUUGGUUUAGCGACGACCCGAAUGCCAAGAGGAUCUCGGAGGGCUCCGCCGUUGCUCGUCGCAUAACCUACGAUGUUCACUACGCAGUCGCGUUAGUUGGAAGAGACGUCAAUGAUAUAGACGAGGGCUGUACCGCAGGACUCGACGUGGACCUCUUGGUCCACGAUAGCAACCCACCUGACACAGAGUUCAAGAAUGGAUCUCUGCCACAUAUAUGGGAUUGGGUGGGCGCGAUGCUUGAGUCAGAAGACUCGGAUGUGGACGAAGGAGUACGGUCUUUCCUUCAUGCCGUCAUGGCGGGGUGGGGAUCUACAGCACUGGACAAAGCCCAUGGCCCGAAGCUCAGGUUUCUCCGAGACGACGAGGAGCCUUUUGGCCCCGAGCAAAAUGCUACCUGGAAGAUUCCGGGGGAACCAUACUACAGCGGGACACGUAAGGGCAUGUACAGGGGGUGCUACUUGAAUGCAGGUUGCGUCUAUUUGGUUGUGGGAUGUCUCGCCAUCAUUAUUGGACUGGCGCGGAUUGAGAGCGGGCCAUGCGACCUUCCCCUGGAAAUCGGACAGGAUGGGUAUAUGCCUAUAAGUGGUGAACAGUUGAUCAAAGAGAAGGUAGAUGGUACGACCGUGGAAUUCACGGAUGAUGAUGAAUGAUUUGGGUCGUGAGGAUGGUUUAGUACGGGGCCUGGUUGGACAGACGGGUUACUCUGUCGAUUUGGG
Ilyonectria robusta is the source of this 1608-nucleotide messenger RNA. RefSeq lists its product as uncharacterized. NCBI's taxonomy places the organism in Eukaryota, Fungi, Ascomycota, Sordariomycetes, Hypocreales, Nectriaceae. The transcript has a single exon. The record is from RefSeq and is a predicted model, not a curated record. The coding region runs from base 1 to 1542 and encodes 513 amino acids.